Eurypyga helias (sunbittern) is the source of this 166-nucleotide messenger RNA. Its product is annotated as protein ripply2-like. NCBI's taxonomy places the organism in Eukaryota, Metazoa, Chordata, Aves, Eurypygiformes, Eurypygidae. Gene Ontology annotation, cellular component: nucleus. The annotation marks the transcript as partial. The transcript has a single exon. Gene Ontology annotation, biological process: negative regulation of transcription by RNA polymerase II; embryonic pattern specification. The record is from RefSeq and is a predicted model, not a curated record.
ACUAUUUUGGCCCAAAUCAAGGUGCUAUGAUUACUUAUAUCAGGAAGCUGAAGCACUUCUGAGAAACUUCCCAGUUCAAGCUACUAUCUCCUUCUAUGAAGACUCGGAUAGUGAGGAUGAGGAAGAUGAAUUGGAACAAGAUUCAAGAACAGUAUCGGAUUGCUGA